AUGAAGCGGAAUCGCAUCCAUUUCGAGGCCAAUGGCGAUGCCUCGUCCGCCUCGCCCCAAGGCGGGUUUACCCCGGAGGACCAGCGGCAGGCGCAGCAUAUCCCGAAGAUCUCGCGGAGGAUACGCGCAUGCACGGAAUGUAAGCGACACAAGGUCCGGUGUGAUAUGAAGACAGGUGAGUCGGUAUGCUCGCGGUGUCGGCGCAUGGACCUGGAGUGCGUUGUCAACAAGAGCCUCCAGACGCUGCUGGAGGAUGAGGCCGAGAAGUCGCAGCUCCCGGAGCUAUCGUACUACCAGGCUGGCGGCGGAUCGAUCGAGACGCCUUCGAAGAAACGGGGUCGGAAAGAUUCGACAAUUUCGGUGGAUGAAGUUGGCCAUGUCUUGGGACACCACAGCGAGAACAACUCGGCGGAUACCACUGCAGGCAGAGCAACGGGAUCUAGCUCGUCCAAUUACGCCUUCUCUCAACAACAACCGCAAUAUAACAUAGAUCGCGAGGAGACGAGUGCGACAUCGCUGGUGACGGCUCCUAUGGGGAGUUUGUACGAGGUAACGCAGCUUAGUGAAAACCGGGAAAACUCACCAAGCGAGAAGUAUGCGCCUGAUCAAGCCCUGGUGACGGAUUUCAUCUCGCGCGGCGUGGUCGAUCUGCAGGAGGCAGAGGAGUUGUUCUAUCAUUUCGAUCAAGUGCUCAACCGAUACCUCUGGGAUGGGGCACUGUUGGCACAUAAGGAUUUGACAUCUGCUCGACGAUCAUCAUCAAUGUUGUCUGCUGCAAUUCUGGCCGUGACGGCGCUCCAUAUGCCUUCCAAGGAGCGCACAUUCGACACCUGCUACACGGAGUUUGCAAAAUUGGCGUCUGAAUCAAUGCUCGGACAUCACCAUACCAUGGACGACAUUCGCGCACUCUGUAUUGGGGCAUUCUGGCUCGCAGAUGUGAGCUGGAAACUCUCUGGAUAUGCUGUUCGUAUUGCAACCGAGCGCAAUCUGCACCAGUUUUUCCGCAAAGCUGUGCAGGGCUCUCCCGAGCACCUGGAACAAGCCAGACUAUGGUAUCUUCUAUAUACCCUCGAACACCACUUCUCGAUUGCAUACGGCCGACCCCCCAUCAUCCACGAAGAUCCAGCGAUCACCCAACACAAUGUCUUCACACAGUCACCCACAAUAUCCCAAGGAGACCUGAGAUUGCACAGUCAGGUCGACCUAUUCAUCAUAUUGACCCGAAUAUAUUUCGCAUUUGGCCCCGAUGUGGAUCUCGAGGUUCCCGAGAGCGAAUUUCCGAAGAUCGACCAAUUUGACCAGGAUUUGGGAGAUUGGAAAUCGGGCUGGCUGCCUCGACUUGCUGGGAGCCGACACGUCGGUGCAUACCCCUAUAAAGCCGUCUACAUGCACUACCACUUCUCUCGCCUGCAGCUGAACUCAGUCGCUCUUCGAACAUAUCACUCUUCUACCUCCUCCAAGGCUAUGUCGCCCGAGCGCAGAAAGCGUGCUAAUAUAGCGAUUCAAGCAUCGAUUGCCACUCUCCAGGUGGUCUUAGAUGAGCGAGACAUUCAGCGCGCCCUGGUCGGCGUGCCACUGUACCUCCACAGUAUGAUCACUUUCGCGGCAGUAUUCCUACUGAAAAUAGCCGCCAAAACAUGCUCCAACGGAUCGAACCGGGGAGAACGGCGCCAGAACAGCUCUAUCUCCUCAGCGGGCUUGAUCAUUGAUAUUCCCUACGUGCGAGUCUUGGUCGGGCGCAUCGUCGAGGUGAUGGUAUCCUGCAGCCAGCGGGCAAGCGAGCGACACCUCAGCCACCAUAUUGCUCGUGGUCUGCGGAACAUGCUCACUGGCCUGGAAGAGUGGGAGAAACGUAAUAGCACGCAGCAGUCUGUCAAGCCGACCCCCCAGCCGGAGAGACCCUCGUUGUUCAAACCGGUCAUCAUUCCUGGAGCUCAGAUCCUAGGCGAGCGGGAUACCAUCCUGAACCAUCCACCACCGCUAUUGGGCGUAGCACCGCUGUCUGCCGAACGAAGCAAUGGAUUCGACCCGAGUGCUGCAAUGGGUAAGCAGGAGCCGGGCCUUUCAGAGGGCUCAAUGGAUCCCAUGAUGGCGGAUCUGUGGGGAUUUGACGAGGAGUAUUUCCCCACGGGCGUGUUUGAUUUCCUUCAAAGUCAGAUGCCGGCGUAA
Molecule: messenger RNA, 2169 nt
Organism: Penicillium canariense
Lineage: Eukaryota; Fungi; Ascomycota; Eurotiomycetes; Eurotiales; Aspergillaceae
Exons: 4
Coding region: 1-2169 (722 amino acids)
Biological process (GO): DNA-templated transcription; regulation of DNA-templated transcription
Molecular function (GO): zinc ion binding; DNA binding; DNA-binding transcription factor activity, RNA polymerase II-specific
Source: RefSeq, a predicted model, not a curated record